This is a messenger RNA of Dibothriocephalus latus, 626 nucleotides long. NCBI's taxonomy places the organism in Eukaryota, Metazoa, Platyhelminthes, Cestoda, Diphyllobothriidea, Diphyllobothriidae. The record is from the annotation of a GenBank genome assembly.
UUGAUGCCCUUUACUCUGGCGAAACUAUCCACCAAUUGAAUUUCAAGGAACGUCUAGCCAGCGAAGUGGCCCAUUUUCAGCUUUGUGAGCACCUUAUUGGUGAACUGGAGGCUGUACACUUCUCAGGCCUUCUUCCCGAAUCUUGGCGUCGGAUCGAAAAGACCUUGGUGGACGCCGAGAACUUCCAACCCUUCGAAUCCCCUCCUGUCCACCGUAAAGCCCGACGAACUCGACGCCGAUUAAAUAGUUACCGGCAGCGGUCACUAUCUGUUGAAUUUGAUGUAUCGACUCACGAAAAUGGAGCCUCUCCACAUCCGACGCACCAGAAGUCACGUCGUCUUUCCCUGCACACUCCUGUCACCAUGGAUGAUCUGUCUUCGUCGUCUUCCUCGGCGAGAACUCUUCUCCCAAACAAUCCCAUCGACCCUAAUCUUGUGCCGAGCCAGGCUGCUCAAGCCGCCACGGGCCUCCUUUGCUGCUGUGUUGAUCGUCAGCAACGACAACAACAACAACCAACAUCUUCACGGUCCGGUCUAGCUGGCACUCUGCGCUUUCGACGUCUGCAGGAGAUCUGCGCCAGCCUCUCUGACCUCGACUGGGUGGACGCGCAGGCUGCAGCCACCUUG